Molecule: messenger RNA, 819 nt
Organism: Dicrocoelium dendriticum
Lineage: Eukaryota; Metazoa; Platyhelminthes; Trematoda; Plagiorchiida; Dicrocoeliidae
Source: the annotation of a GenBank genome assembly
GGCAAGUAAAUCUUGAGAUUGCUGAUCAAAACGACUUCACUCCACUGAUGGCUGUCGCAACCAGAAACCUACGACACUUUGUCAACGUCUUAUUAAAGUAUGGUGCGAAAGUUAAUACCACAAACAAACUCGGGAAAACCGCGCUUAUGAUGGCUGCCAAUAAAGGUUUCCUCGAAAUCGCUGAAUUGCUUCUGCAACAAGGAGCGGAUCCAAACAUACAGGAUGUGAACGGAAUGCACGCAAUGUUCUACGCUGUGGAUGGGGAGAAUGGCAACAUGAUUCGAUUGUUGCACAAGUAUGGAGCGAAGGUGGAUCUGGAAGACCGGGACAACCAAUGGACCCCUUUAAUUCGUUUGGCAUGUUUGGCAAACAAUGGCAAUCCGCGAGUAGGUGCUGCACUCAUUGACUGCGGAGCGAACGUGAACCAUAGAGACAAGUAUGGACAGACGGCCCUUAUCCACUGUGCUUUUCACCGAAACCACACCGAUUUGGCGAAGCUGCUGCUCUCCAGUGGAGCCGAUCCGGACAUUCGCAACAAGAAAAAUCACACGGCUCUAGAUAUAGCUAGAUCCUUGGAGAAUUUGAACUUUUGUGCAAUAAUAGAAAAAUUGAAACGCGCUGGAAUACGCAAAUAACGGGACCAAACGUCAGCAACAGAAAACACAAUUUCACGUCGUCAACCUAUUUUCCUUCGAAAGCAAUUAUUUUGUUUAUUCCUAUCCAUUCUCCUUAUCCUAAUUUACCUCACUUCUUUGGUUCAGCUUCUGUUAUUAUCAGACCAAUAAUAAAUUGGCAAUAAUUGCGUGACUUACUUCUAAA